This is a messenger RNA of Xenopus laevis (African clawed frog), 2505 nucleotides long. RefSeq names its product CLOCK-interacting pacemaker L homeolog (gene cipc.L). NCBI's taxonomy places the organism in Eukaryota, Metazoa, Chordata, Amphibia, Anura, Pipidae. The record is from RefSeq and is a predicted model, not a curated record. Gene Ontology annotation, cellular component: nucleus. The transcript has 3 exons. The coding region runs from base 385 to 1419 and encodes 344 amino acids. Gene Ontology annotation, biological process: negative regulation of circadian rhythm; negative regulation of DNA-templated transcription.
UGCAGAAUUCUGCUGGAGCAGCACUAUUAACUGAAAAAAUGUUUUUUCCCAUGACAGUAUCCCUUUAAGAAUCUCCUCUGGCCUGAUAAUUAUAGAGCCUUUUUGUUUUUAGUAUGUACCUUCUAGAUUACUCUAGGUUUUCUGCUCUUCUUUCAUACAGCAAACAGACAGGAUAGUGUGUGAUUAUUCUUGUGUAGAGAACUAUGUAAGCUCCUCUGGUUAAGGACCAAUGUGAAUAAGUAACAGUCACUGUAUAGUUCCAUGGAGUAUACAAAGUACAUGUUUGACUGUACUGUGUUAGCUAUCGGCAAGUAACCCAAAUCUUAAAUUUUGUUUCUUUUCAACCAACAUAAAUAAGGCUUUCCUAGAAGGCCCGUAGAAGUUAUGGAGAAGAACCAGAAAUGUGCAACUGGACAAGAAAGAUUUCAGGUUAGAUCAGGGGAUAGCCAGAGAGCAGAGCCCAGAAAGACACAGACUACUAUGGAAUCUGACAAGGACUCUGGCUACUCAGAUAUCGCAUCAGAGUGCCUAAGCUCUGUUGAGCAGACUGAUUCAGAAGAGGGUCCAACUACAUCACGCUGGAAUGUAGCAUGGAACCCCUCAGGCAAAACUCCAUCGCAACCACAUUCAUUGGUCGUCUUGAAAAACCUGCUUGUUGAUCAGGGAUCCGUCCCUCAACCUAAUGCCAGCUCAUGGGCUGUCCGCCCUUCUUUUCAGCUCCUUCAGACUUCCCCGCAGAUCCUCUUCGUUCCCCCGACGGUUUCUUCUACCAAGCCUUCCAUUUGUAGAAAAGAUGCCAAGUACCUGCCCAUCUUAAAAUCCUACACAAAGAUUGCACCACAUCCAUCACACCGGCCCUCCAAUAUAUCUCUUCCUUGUGCCAGAAAGAGGGGACCAGAUGAGAGGCCUCAUAGCCAGACAAAGAGGCAGUGCACCAAGGGCCACAGUGGCAGUCGAAAAGGGAUGGACGCCACAACAAUGUUAGAUACAGGGAUACAAGAAGUCCCGGUUGACCAAAAUGUGAAAGAAAGUUCUGGCUGUACCAAGAACAGAGUGCUAGACAUGCAAAUGAAUACCCAGAACAUAAAUUCAUAUAAAAAGGGCUCCAAAGUUGCUUCUUUGGAUACACAGCAAAACCAUCUCAAUGCAGAUCAACAGAACAAAUCACGGCGCUUUCAGAAUACCAUGGAUGUUUUAAACCACUCUGGCUUGCUGAGCAUUGCCAUGAAGACUAAAGAAUUAGCACGGCACAACCAAGUUACACAAAGUCAGUUGGAGAAGCUGCAAGAACAGGUGCAGCUUUAUGCCACAGCAAUAAGUAGUAACUACCCUCAGGACUGGCAGAAACUUCAAGAUUCAUUGGCAAAGGUUGUUACAGCAGAUUCAUUGGAACUGUCAGUUGGAGAAAUGGAUUUGUAAUGUUUUAUUUUCAGGUUAUUACGGUAAGUUAUCUUUUUGGUAGUGGUAUUCGUUCUGUCUUCUCAAGACCACUCUCUACCAAAUAAUAGGCUUAUAAUAUAAGAUGCUGUUGUUCUCAGUGUUAGAAAAAGUCUUUCUAUCCCACAACAGCAUAUGGUCACACGUUAUUUCUAAUAAGUGUGAUAAUCAGAUUUAUUAAAGACACCUGGGGAAAGGUAGAGCUGCCUCAAAGCUGGAGGCAGCUGGCUCAGUAGAAGGAGACAAUUCAGUGGUGUCUCUUAAUUGUGAAAGUCGACAGCACUAUACAGAGCAGGCCUAGACUGGCAAUCUGUGGAUUUUGCCAAUAGUAAAAGGGGCUACUGUGAGAUGGACAGUCACUAUUUAUUUGACUGGUGAGGUGCUGUUUGGGCCUCUGUGUACUUGGAACACCAGGGCCUAUUUUGUACCAAUAUCUGGACCUGGUACAGAGAGCACAGUAGUGGGAUGUCUUUAUGAACUGUUUUAUGAAUGCAACAAGGUAUGUGCAUUCUAAGGAGCAGGGAUUCGUGACAGAGUAUUUUAUCACAGCUGAGAUAUUUGUCUAAGCUCAGCUAACAUUCUGUGUGUGGCAAGUAGUGCAAGGCUGGCCUUUGCUACAUUUUAUGUAAACAUGAUAGUCCAUUUUAUUUCAUUUUGUAGCUGUGGAGUAUUGAACAAUAUGCACCAAAUAUGUGAAUAUCUAUAACCAACUCAAAUCAGUCUAUGUGUGGCUGUUUUGCACACUUUCAUUUCAUACAUAAUAAACAAAAACCUAUUUAACACUGUUCCAAAUGCUUUGCCAUUUUUUCUGUUUUAAAUAUAUUUCUACAUUACAACUACCUGCAUCUACAAGUGGUUGCCAUGUUUGAAAAUGUAGCAGCAGGUGUGAUGCCAAAGAAUCCAUGAUUUAUAGGGCAGCGUGUUUCUUUAAUUGAGCUGGAGUGUUCAGCCUUCCAGAUGGAUCUGAAGAAAAAUCCAAGUUAAUAAUGAGGUAACAGUUGACCAUCUGCUAAGGUAGUAGUAUACAAGACUAGUCUAUAAUGGUGUCAGUUUUAUUUUAGUGUUUAG